ACUAAAGACUUUUUUCAGGUUUCCUUCUCCUCUGAUAGUGUCAGCAUCAACAGCAGAAGGAAGAAGUCAGGACUGUGGAGCUCCAUUACCAAGAUGAUCCCUCACAUGGCUCUGUGCAAGUUCUUUCCUCUGGUUCUCGUCGGGGUUGUGGUGUUUGCUGUGAGUGGGAUUUUUGGAGACCCUCUGUACGAGUGCCUCCAAGACACCGACUACAGUGAGCUCCUCGACAUUGUGGAUAGAGGACUUCCUGCCGCUAAGACACCGCGCCAUGUAGCAAUCAUUGGCGGGGGCAUCGCUGGACUGACUGCUGCAAAGUUUUUAGAAGACGCUGGACAUAAGGUGACCAUAAUAGAAGCCAGUAACCGUAUUGGGGGACGUGUGGAGACCUUCAGGAACAUUAAAGAAGGCUGGUAUGCAGAAAUGGGCGCCAUGAGGAUCCCCAGCUUUCAUAAAAUUCUGCUUUCCUUUGCCUCCAAAUUACAAAUUCCCCUGAACCCAUUCAUCCAAGACGACAUCAACACCUACUUUUUGGUGAAUGGAUUGCUACAUAAAACCUAUACUGUGGAAAACAACCCUGCUGUGCUCAACUACAGCCUGAACCAAAGGGAGAGGGGGAAGUCAGCUGCUCAGCUCUUCAGUGAGGCGCUCUGGAAGGUGAGGGAUGACGUCAAGGCGAUCGGCUGCAGUGCCAUGUUGGAUAAAUAUGAUUCCUACACAGUGAAGGAAUAUCUGGUGAAGGAGGGCAACCUGAGCCGAGGUGCCUUGAGGAUGAUCGGGGACAUCCUGAAUGAAAACAGCCUCUUCUACACGUCACUGAUAGAGAUGCUGUACAUACAGGCGGACAUCAGCGACAGUGUUGAGUACUUUGAAGUGACAGAUGGUUUUGACCACCUCCCGAAGGCUUUCUUUCAGAUGUUAAACGCCACGAUCCUCCUUAACUCCAAGGUCAAGCUCAUCAACCAAACAGGUGGCAGCAAUGUGACGGUAACGUACCAGGACUGGCGUAAUGCAGGCUCCCUGACCAACCUAACAGUGGACUAUGCCCUGGUUACAGCCUCAGCCAAGGCCACUGUCUUCAUUGACUUCCAGCCCCCUCUCUCCGGGGACAAGAUGGAGGCCCUGCGCUCAGUUCAUUACGCCAGCUCCACCAAGGUGGUGCUCAGCUUCAGGGAGCGGUUCUGGGAGAAAGAGGGCAUCAGAGGAGGGAAGAGCAUCACAGACAGGCCCGCUCGCUUCAUCUACUACCCCAGCCACAGCUUCCGCGGUACAGCUGCAGGGGCCCUCCUGGCGUCCUACACCUGCUCUGAUGACUCCACCCUCUUCCAAGGGCUGAGCGAGGUGGAGCUGAUGGCCGUGGUCCUGGAGGACUUGGUGAAGAUCCACGGAGAGCACAUCAGGCCUCUGUGCACAGGGGGGCUGGUGAAGAAGUGGGGCUUGGAUCCUUACAGUCUGGGAGCCUUCGCCCUGUUCACGCCCUACCAGCAGGGACACUACGCCAGAGAACUGUUCCAGAGGGAGGGACGGGUGCACUUUGCAGGAGAACACACAGCAAUGCCACAUGGGUGGAUUGAGACUGCCAUGAAGUCUGCACUCAGGGCAGCUAAAAAUAUUAACAGCCUUACAGUUUAGUUUCAUGUGUAGCAAAUAUUUUGCUUUCAUAUGUUCCUUUGUCAUCAAUGAUUGUCUAACACAUUGGUUUUAUCUUAUAAAUACUGGUGUAUCAUUAACCCCCCUUUAUAGCCCAUUUUAGGGCCGACAUCACACUGAUGUCAGUUUGUUAGCUGGAGGUGCAGCUGCCUCUCCCCCACAGGGCUGUAGGCUACACAGGAGUCUUAAAAUGUGUUUGUCUUGUUGUGUUAUUGGGAGCCAGAAUAGAAGGAGUCAUGGCUCAAAACCAGCCGCCACUGCCCGUCAACAAAAACAAAGACGGUUAAAUGUGAUAAGACCAAAGGACUGGACGGAGGCCAUCAUCAAAAAUGCUCACAUGUGCAGCGCACACUUCAUAUCAGGUUAGGGAGAAAGUAUUUCCUGUUGUAGGGAUGAAUAACGUGAUGUGUAUGAAGGGUUAUCAUGUCCACCUCAUCAGAAACUGGGGAGGGAUUAAGAGGAAAAAAUCAGCAUUAGCUAACAUUAGCUUCAGUAGCAAAACAAAAUGGAGCCAUUCAAGUGUCGUCCUCCUUUGUAAGACUGGCUUCCUGUGACAUCAUCCAUCCACUGAGUGAGAGCAUACGGGUCGGCCAGUCUGGUCCCGUUGGUCAGUGUUUACUUAUUCAAGUAACACUGGCGGUCCCGGAGAGUGAGUGACCUGACAUGGUGCGUUGGUAAAUUCAGUCUGACGCUCUACACUAAAAUGAGAGCCCUGUUGGUGGAAGAAACAUUAUAGUUCUAUAUGGUUGAACGAACGAUUAAGUUAGUCGCACAUUCACUCUGCUCGGCACUUUGAUGCUCCGUACAAUCCGACAGCGCUCUGAUGUUUUUUGUGUUAUGUGUAUUUUAGGUCUAUCUGUUGACCAGCACAACAAGGCUUGUCUAUCGGCAGCCCAUAAACUGACUUCCUGAAGAGAAACUGAGAUUAGCAGAAAUAUGACUUAAUAAUAAUGAUUUGCAGGACUUUACUAUUACAUGGUGUUUAUGAUGUUUCAGGGAAUUUUCCAUGACCUUCUGCUGUAACAGAACACAGGAUAUUUAAACUCUGAAUUAGAGCUGCAAUUAACAGUUAUUUUCAACACUGAUAAAUCUGCUGAGUGCAAUU
Epinephelus fuscoguttatus (brown-marbled grouper) is the source of this 2752-nucleotide messenger RNA. It is a transcript of the gene il4i1, whose product is annotated as interleukin 4 induced 1. Bases 94 to 1629 code for a protein of 511 amino acids. The transcript has 8 exons. NCBI's taxonomy places the organism in Eukaryota, Metazoa, Chordata, Actinopteri, Perciformes, Serranidae. Gene Ontology annotation, molecular function: polyamine oxidase activity; L-amino-acid oxidase activity. The record is from RefSeq and is a predicted model, not a curated record. Gene Ontology annotation, biological process: amino acid catabolic process.